Aureobasidium uvarum is the source of this 1284-nucleotide messenger RNA. The record is from the annotation of a GenBank genome assembly. Lineage: Eukaryota; Fungi; Ascomycota; Dothideomycetes; Dothideales; Saccotheciaceae.
CACGGUGCACCUCACAGCAGAGGCGAUGUGAGUAUCCUCAAGUCUCCAACCGAGGCCGAAAACAAGGGAGUGUCAAUUGAAAAACUCUUGCAGCGUAUCAAUGAGAGUCCCGUUGGCGAGCAAGUCAUCGCUGCUAUCCUAGCUGCUUCUCGAAACCUGCAACCUCCUGGUUCUAUUUCUGAAACACGCAGCGGACAAAAUCCAAUAGAAGACACGCCUGAAUUCGGAGCUGCAUCAGUGGCAUAUACCGUUACCAACUCAGAAAACCAGCGGGCGGAGUAUAGUCGUUCAAAUGGUGACUCUGGAAGCUCGCUCGUAUCGCCCUUACAUAUCCUCGCCGAUGCCGUCGAGACCGAAAGACUUGCAGCUCUCCAUAUCCUAGAUCCCACUCCAGAGUUGGUCCAUCACGAUGAUGCCCUGCCGAACAACACAAACAAUGCAUGGCUCUCUCGACAGUCCACUGAAAGAUUAGUCAAANNGCCUAGCUCAUUGUCACAGAAGGACUGGCAGGUUCUAGCUUCACAGCCAGCCAAUGCNCCCCUGAGGCUUAGCUCCUUGACCUGCGAUCCGAUCAGUUCUCGCAUUAUCGACGACACCGAUGCUGAGAGGUAUUUUGACCUAUUUUUCAAGAUUCGCAAUCCGCUCGUUUGUCUUCUGGACCCUAUACUUCACACAUCGGAGAAUGUACGACCAUUAUCUUUCACUCUCUUCUCGGUCGUCUGUGCACUGGGUUGUGCAAUCUCCGAUAAGCAAAGAGAUCGAUUGGUAUAUCCUACUCUGCUAGCCUUGGCAGAGAGCAAUAUCAAGUGGUCGAUCGCAACGUCUGUCAAGUCUGUGGAGACUAUCCAGGCGAUCUUCACCAUGGAAUACUGGUCACCCGUGCAUGAGACACAGAAGGAUGAUCCCUACUGGUUGCAUAUAAGCCACGUAAGAGACUGUAUCAUCAAUCCACCAUUCUAUACUGACUUUGUGCAAUACAGNGCCAUUCUGAUCGCCAGAGAAUUAGGCCUCAACAAAGCCAAGGCAGUAACAGAGCUAGUCGCGACGUACACUUCUUCUACAGCAAGCUCGAACUUUAAGGAACGGUUCUGUCGUAACAUUGAGAGGACGUGGUUUGCCGCGUUCUUCGCAGAAAAGAGCUUCGGCAUUGUGACCGGACGCGUGAUGAACGUUGGUCGAUCAGAGAUAUCAGAAUCAAUUUCUGAAUGGUGGAAGAAACCAAUGGCAUGUCCCUUCGAUCGCAUCAUCAGUGGCGUCGUCGAGAUGCGUAUCCUUNNCUUGUAA